Ramularia collo-cygni is the source of this 2403-nucleotide messenger RNA. RefSeq names its product related to ER to golgi transport protein/RAD50-interacting protein 1. Gene Ontology annotation, biological process: endoplasmic reticulum to Golgi vesicle-mediated transport; regulation of ER to Golgi vesicle-mediated transport; retrograde vesicle-mediated transport, Golgi to endoplasmic reticulum. Bases 1 to 2403 code for a protein of 800 amino acids. Lineage: Eukaryota; Fungi; Ascomycota; Dothideomycetes; Mycosphaerellales; Mycosphaerellaceae. Gene Ontology annotation, cellular component: Dsl1/NZR complex. The transcript is spliced from 2 exons. The record is from RefSeq and is a predicted model, not a curated record.
AUGACCGCAGUGAUGGAUUCUCGAGUUCAGGACUACCUGGAUGACAAGCUGCAGUCCGCGGCGGAUCUAGACAGCCUCGAAACGCUGUUGGAGAAUGUGCGAGAACAGCAGGAAUUGCUGAAGAAGCAGCUGGACGAUGCGAGGAGGGAGAAUGCCGAGACGAAAAGCAGCGUCGUGCAGCACAUCAAAUCGGUCCAGCAAAAGGCCGUUGCUUUCCAGCAAGAGCAGGAGGACAUCGAUAGACGCUUGCUGAUCGUGACCCAAGCCGAGACGAGCGACGAUGCGGUGCAGAGAUUCGAAGGCAGCAUGCAACGGCUCGGGAAGUUGGAUGUAGCUGCGGGAUAUGUGGAGCUGUUGAAGGAGGUGGAUGGAUUAAGAGCCGAGUGUAUGGCUCACCUGGGCAAAGCCGAUGAUGCCGCGCUGGAGCCGUAUACUCGACUGCAGCAGCUAGUCGCCAGUCUACGCCCACUGCAGGAGACAGCCGAGGGAGCCGCUCCUCAUCUACUGGACCAUGUCGUUGGCAGCGUCCAGACGCUUCGACAGACCAUUCAGAACGCAUUUUCCGAAAACCUGGAGAAGACGCUCAAGAAGAUGAAUUGGCCCAAAUCGACGGACACCGUGCCGCUUGCUCUGCAAAAAGAAUGGACCACCAACGUUGGAAGAUUGUUGGACCUGCAAAGACAAGACCUCGAAGAGCGCGAACGCAACACUCGCCGCGACCCUACGGAUGACCCACCCUCUCUUCUGCYAUUGGACGUGCUUGUCCAGCCGCUGUCGCAACGCUUCACCUACCAUUUUACCGGCGAAAAGGCGACCAACAGGCUUGACAAACCCGAAUACUUUCUCAACCAUGUUCUGGAUCUCAUCUCCAAGUACGUCGACUUUGUCCAAGACAACCUCCAGCCCGUCCUUCUCGACCGCUUUCGCCGGUCUGACCUUGCUUUCACGCCGGCGUACAUCGAUGCGACCUCGGCGCUAAUCACUGCCCUGUUACCUCUCCUGCAUCGCAAACUGAGAUCGUUCGCUUCGCAAAUUGCCGAUCAACCUUCCCUCCUCAGCCAUCUCGUUCAGGAGGUUCUCGCUUUUGACACAGCCAUCAUCAACACUUACUCUUAUACACCAUCCUCGCCGUCAGUCCCCUGGUCUGGUCUUUCCCACGUCCUUCUAGACGCCGAUGGUCUAAACUACUUCCCUGACUGGCUUCGCGCUGAGCAAUCCUUCGCUUUGACCCGCUACCACAGCAUCGUUGAAGAACCCUCUGCUGGAGAGCUAGACUUCGAUGCCUCUGAUUCCUCCACGGCUAAGCCCACCCGGGCCGCAAUCAGGGUCAAUGACCUGCUGGAGACCAUUACAGAGCGCUAUCGCUCACUCUCCAGUUUCAGUCACAAGGUUCGCUUCUUGAUCGACAUUCAACUAGAAAUCUUCGACCGCUACCAUAGACGUUUGCAGGCGGGCUUGGAGUCGUGGCUGGGCAUGACAAGCACUGUCGGCGCACGUCUGUCCGGCAUCAGCAAGGAGCAACAGGCGGAGCUACAAGGUGUUCGGGGCCUAGAUCGGAUCUGCCGCAUCUUCGGCUCGGCAGAGUAUCUUGAGCGCGCCAUGCGUGACUGGAGUGAUGAUCUUUUCUUCCUCGACUUAUGGGCAGAAUUGGAAUAUCGCUCGGCUAGUGGAGGCAAAGUCUUGGGCAAUUGGCAGGAAGUGCAGCGCAAAACCUCCUCUGCUUUGGGCACUGGUGAAGAGAACGGAGCCCUGAAGGGCGCCCUCUUCGACGAGACCGCCGCCAGCUAUCACCGUCUGCGCGUUCGGAGCGAAGGCGUCCUGACGGAUACGAUCACAUAUGACAUCCGCCAAGCCUUGAAGAGCUACAUCAGUGUUGGAAAUUGGGCGUCUCUGUCCAACAGCAGUCAAUCCGUGUCGUCAGAGUUGGACGCUACGCUGCAGCUCUUGAAUGAGUACCUCGCUUUCUUGAAGAGGGCGGUAGGAAAGACCACGCUACGGAGGAUAUCGCGACAGGUCUGCUUGCUCAUGCAAGGUGUCAUAUGGGAUGGCGUACUCCUUUCGAGCAGAAAUUCAUUCUCAACUGCAGGUGCUUCACAGCUUACCGCUGACCUGCGAGCUCUGUGCAGUGCCGUGGACAGAUAUAUUGGAGCGGGACAGGCACAGCUUGGUAUGAGGAAGCUAAUUGAUGGCGUGACAYUGCUGAGUUUGCCUGUCAAAGGAGAAGGGAACGACGAUGGAGAGGAAGAAACCGAAGGGCCGCAGAUGAGCUUGUUCCAAGCGGAAAGACUGGUGUUUAUGAGUAAUGAAAAUGCGAGACUUGCGCUGGAGCAGUUGGGGUUAGAUUGCAUGAGCGAAGCGGACGCCAGGAGUGUACUGGGGAAGAGGGUGGAAAUCUCGAGCUGA